AUGGGAGUUUUUCGAAGAAUCAAGAUCAAGCGAAAGUCUCAGUUGGUGAAGAAAACGCAGGUUACUCAUCAAGGGGUUACAGUUCGUGAAGUUCCAGCUCCUGUGUCUCCAUCUUCGAAAAAGAGAAGGGCUGAAGAAAUGGCAAAGUUCUUGAAGAAACCCAAACUUGUCGAAGAUGAAGAACUUGUGCCUGAAACUCCUGAAGCUGAUAUUCCAAAAGAAGUCGAAAUCUUUCAAUCUACUGAGAUUUCGAAACCUGCUGACGUCAAGAAUCUAGAAUCAACGACUCUACCACAGGCUACUUCUACCAUCGAUUCUCCUACAUUCCAAUCUAUCAUGAAUCAACCCUUCACCACCAUUUUUUCAACACAGUCCACUGAACCACCACAAUCUUUAUCACCGAUUGCUGAAAUAAUGGCAAUUGAUGAAGAAACUGACAACGAAGGGUUUGGGGAAACUUUCGAAGAUCUUUCUUUUGAUAAAUCAGAAGAAGAUUUCCCGGAUCAUAUGAUAAUGACGAUGAAGCCGUUCAAGAUUUUGAAUUCCAAAUUGAAUUCAAUCUUACAAUCUCAAGCAGAUGUCGGAAAUGCUGGUAUCAAUCUUUUGCAAGUUGAUUCAUUGAUGAAGGAGACGGAAAACAGGCUGCUAUCGAAGAAUUCAGGGCUCAUUCGUGAUUCAGAAAGCCGGAUUUUAGAAAAAAUUGAUCAGUCUGAUAGUUCUACUGAGAAUAGAAUCAAGUUUCUAAGAACUGAUUUUUUGAAGGAAGUUAAAGAUUUGAGGAUGUUUACGAAGGAGCGUCAUGUGCUCUUCGUACAGGAGGUGAAGAAGGUUAGAGAGGAUGUGAAUAUGCAGAUUAGAGAACUUCGUGAAGAAAUGACUAAAGAAGUUCAAACUCUUAACCAGGGGUAUGAUUCUGCACAUCAGAAGAUUGACAUCAUUUGUGAUGUUGUUGUUCAGUGUGUCAAGAGGUUUGAACCGCUCAAAUCACAGAUGACUUCUCUGUUAGCAACAGAAGUUCAACAUUUCGGAGAAUUGGUGAAUCUAAUGAAGGAACUCAAAGAAAUCUCUUCGAAAUCCUCUUCUUCGAUUAUCUCUCAAGAGUAUCUAUCUCAGAAAUUUCUUCAUUUCGAAGCCAUUCUUCAAAAGCAUCUUACUCCGCUACUUCGCAUCUCAAGCCUAUUGCCAAGUAUAUCAGAUGCCCCACCUGCUGUCAAAGGGGUGCAAGAGGGAGAAAAGAGUGUUCAAGAAAAGGCUGGGGAGCAUGAGAUGAAACCAGAAGAUUCGAAGGCUCCAGUCAAACCAACAAUUGUUUCAGCCGCUCCAGUCAUUUCGACUAUGACUACAACGAUUCCGAUUUCAAUACCUAGUACAAAAGGUAUUGUAAUUGGGAAUGUUGUUUCUUCGAAUGUUUCUUCUUCAAAGGGUGCUGCUCCUUCAAAUGAGAAAGAGAAAGGAAAAGGAAUCUUGAUUGAGAAGACAAACAAAGAAAAGAAAGCUGAGGAGUCUGUACAAUGUGAGAAGAAGAGACUUUCACACACUUUACAGAGAAUUCUAUUAUACUCUGUAAAUCAGAAAGCAUAA
This is a messenger RNA of Lactuca saligna, 1581 nucleotides long. The record is from the annotation of a GenBank genome assembly. NCBI's taxonomy places the organism in Eukaryota, Viridiplantae, Streptophyta, Magnoliopsida, Asterales, Asteraceae.